AUGAAUGACUCCCUGUUUGUCUGUUUGGACAAGCUGUUGCUAGAAUUUGUUUUCCAGUAUGAACAAGAUAAAAGUGCUAAAGAAGAUCUGAUGCAUCGAAUUAAUAAGUGCUUUGAAAAUAUUAAAGAAAACAGAGCAAGUAUUGAUAAAAUACAUGAAACUAUAAACAGUACAGAUGAGGAAAUUGGUUAUUACCAUGAACAUAGUAAGGAUAUCAAGGACAACUGUAAUAACUGGAAGCCAACCUGUGAUGUUUUUCAUAAACAUGAAGACUAUAUGCAGAACCAGUUUGCUUCUUAUCAACAAACUGUUGAGAAUGACAAAAAAAUGUAUGAUACAUAUGUAUGUGAAUAUAAAGAUGUUUUGAAGCAAUACCAACUGAAAUACUCAGAAAUACCCCUUUCACAUGAAUAUUAUGAGAAGAAAAGAGAGCAUGAAGAAAUUCAGAGCAGAGUCUUAGCAAGUACUGAACAACUAAAACAGAAUGAAACAAUUUUUAUUGAGUUUCUAGUGCCGCCUCCCUUUCCAUCAGUUACUAAGUGGACAUUACAUCUGGUUAAUUUGAGAGUUAAAACACAAGAUAUUAUCAAACAAGCCAACAAUGUUUCACAAGGCUCAUCUGAAAUGAAGAAAGAAGUAGAUGAAAUAGAAGUAGAAAUCAACUACUUAAACCAGCAAAUUAAAAAGUUUUAUGAAACUGAGAGUCUUUUAGAAACUCUGGAAGAAAAAAAUAAAAACACAGAAAACAGAGAGGAAUUGGAAGAAAGAAUUUUUGAGAAAGAUGAGCAUGAACAUGUACUUUCAUUGAAUAAAAUAUCUGAAAACAGUCAAUUACUUCCUCCUCAUGAGUCACAGAAAUUGGUCAGAUCAGUAAAGAUACAGUCUUCAGAAGCAAGAGUACCAGAUAAAAAAGAAGAAAGUUUUGCAAAGUGGUCAAAGCUUCCAAAUAUUGACUUCGGACAAAAAGAGGAUGAUACACAGGUAUUUAGUGAUUCUUCAAUGAAUAAACAUUUGAAAUGUUCACAUAUUAAGACAAUUAAAAGUUCUCAAGAUUUUAUGCAGUUCAGGUUGUUAACGCCACAGAAACAAUCAAAUUGCAAUCAGUGGUUUGAAAAAAGAGAUUUAGAUGCUGAGUAUGGAGAAAAAGGAACAGGAAGACAAUUAAGAGAAUUAAAAUGUUCUUCACAAGUUAUAGGUACAGAAAUUUUUGAAAAGCCAGCAGAAAUUAAUAGUGAUGAAGUAGAAGAAAGGACUGAGAAUUUCCCACAAACUCCUGAAAUACCUAUGUUUUUGAGAACUGAAUCUACGAAAACUCCUGAAUCUUUGGAGAAAAUACUGUUCUCUAAAACUCCACCAUUUGAAACUAACAGAAAUAGAAAUACAGUAACUGAAGGUCAUACAAAAAAGGACUCUCCUGGAUUUUCAUUCCUUGCAACGUAUACUUCUAGAUCUCCUGGAUUGAAUUUAUUUGAUUCUGCUAUAUUUGAUUCAGAAAUGCCAUCAGAUCAGUUUGAUGAACAUUCUGCAGUAAAUAUAAAUCCCCUCUCAUCACAACAAGAAAUUGGAAAUUUAUUUGGAAAACCAGAAGGAGAAGAUUCCUUUACAUUCCCUUUUCCAACAGACUCUUCAACUCAUACAUUUGAAACUGGAAAAGAUUAUUUUAGUUUUCCCUUUUCAUUUGAACAGAAUCAAAGCACAAUGCCUUCUACUGUAAAAGGUUUUUCAUCACAGAAUACUUCCUCACAAAAUACAACACAGUUUUCUUUUUUUUGA
Molecule: messenger RNA, 1773 nt
Organism: Sorex fumeus (smoky shrew)
Lineage: Eukaryota; Metazoa; Chordata; Mammalia; Eulipotyphla; Soricidae
Gene: CUNH14orf39
Product: chromosome unknown C14orf39 homolog
Exons: 17
Coding region: 1-1773 (590 amino acids)
Biological process (GO): spermatogenesis; oogenesis; meiotic DNA double-strand break processing involved in reciprocal meiotic recombination
Cellular component (GO): central element
Source: RefSeq, a predicted model, not a curated record